UCUUAUUUAUUGCUCACAUAUGGUUAAGAUUUCGUAUUUGUUCAACUGCAGCUGACAAUCUGUGACAGAGAUCAUUUGAUAGUGAAAUUAAUUACACUAAGCUUAGAUACGAUACUUACAAGUUAUCCAAGAUUCAUUGGUUUGUUUCAUCAAAAAUGGAAAGAUUCUCAGGUACUUUGGCUGUGGUAACUGGAAGUAGUGUAGGAAUUGGUGCAGCAGUUGCAAAAUCUUUACUCGAACGAGGACUUAUCGUAGCUGGACUUGCUCGAAGGGAAGACAAACUCAAGCAAUUCAAAGAUGAGCUCGACGAGUUGGGUUUUAAAGAUAAAUUUUUUCCUAUCAAAUGUGACGUUACAGUGGAACAAGAUGUCAUUCGAGCGUUCGAUGAAAUUACUAACAAAAUUGGAAAGAUAACAAUUUUAAUUAAUAAUGCUGGGGUGUGUUCUCAUGUACCGAUCCACGAUGCAAAAAGCGAAGAUAUCGAUUCUGUUUUCAACACAAACGUCAAAGGGAUCAUCUUAUGUGCUCGACAAGCUAUAAAAAUAAUGAGAAAGAAUUCUACCGAAGGGCAUAUCGUAAAUCUGUGCAGCGUCGCUGGAGCUCCAGGAUGGAUAUAUCAAGUACCUAUCGGAUUAUAUUCGUCGUCUAAACACGCUGUAAGAAUUAUUUCAAACGGGCUACGACGAGAAAUGAUCCUGGAAAAAACUAAAAUUAAAGUUUCAAACAUAAGUCCUGGUUUCGCCGAAACCGAAAUGACAGCUGGUUUUAUUCCAGAAGGCCCUUUAAAGCGUGUAGAUGUGCAGGAUAUAGCCAACGUUGUAAUAUCUGUGCUGGACACUCCUCCAGGCGUCGUGAUACCCGAAGUAACGGUGCUGCCACUCCACGAAAUGGUGUAAAAAAAGCAAGAAUACGUGUCGUAAAAAAUUUUGUAGGUUCCUACGUUAUCACAUUGUUGGUUAUUUUUUAAUUAUUGUGUUAUGUUGUGAAUAUAGGCAUGUAAUUCUACGUAUAUUCACUGUUAUACGUGCUGAGAUUGUUUUGUUCGGAGUUGAAGGCAAUUGAAUUGUUACGGUUAUUCUUAAAACGCCUACAUUUAAGAAUCGUCAGUUUGAUGAAUAAAUUAAAUGCACAUUUUA
This is a messenger RNA of Planococcus citri (citrus mealybug), 1136 nucleotides long. RefSeq names its product farnesol dehydrogenase-like. The coding region runs from base 156 to 896 and encodes 246 amino acids. The record is from RefSeq and is a predicted model, not a curated record. The transcript is spliced from 7 exons. Lineage: Eukaryota; Metazoa; Arthropoda; Insecta; Hemiptera; Pseudococcidae.